Ochotona princeps (American pika) is the source of this 3268-nucleotide messenger RNA. It is a transcript of the gene GUCY1A2, whose product is annotated as guanylate cyclase 1 soluble subunit alpha 2. The record is from RefSeq and is a predicted model, not a curated record. Gene Ontology annotation, cellular component: guanylate cyclase complex, soluble. NCBI's taxonomy places the organism in Eukaryota, Metazoa, Chordata, Mammalia, Lagomorpha, Ochotonidae. Gene Ontology annotation, molecular function: heme binding; guanylate cyclase activity. Gene Ontology annotation, biological process: response to oxygen levels; cGMP biosynthetic process. Bases 166 to 2358 code for a protein of 730 amino acids. The transcript has 8 exons.
ACCAUGAGCAGAGGGCUCAGGGGGCUGCGCGGUCCCGGGGACUCUCGCCCGGCUGUGCGCGACCGCAGCGCCCCGCGGUCCUGACGCGCCUAACGCAGCCCCGCUAGCGGGUCCCGCCGCCGCCACCGCCACCUCUACCGCCACCGCCGCCGCGCCGCCAGCAGCAUGUCUCAGAGGAAGAUUUCGUCCGAGUCCUUCAGCUCCCUGGGCUCCGACUACCUGGAGACCAGCCCCGAGGACGAGGGGGAGUGCCCUCUGUCCAGGCUCUGCUGGAAUGGCAGCAGGAGCCCGCCCGGGCCGCCCGAGCCAAGCGCAGCGGCCGCCGCCGCCACCGCCGCCCCGGCCCCGGCUGCCUCUGCCGCGGCCGCCGCCGCCACGGCCGGGGCCAGGAGGGUGCAGCGCCGGAGGCGGGUCAACCUGGACUCGCUGGGCGAGAGCAUCAGCCGCCUGACGGCGCCCUCGCCUCAGAUAAUCCAGCAGACACUCAAGAGGACCUUGAAAUAUUAUGAGCAUCAAGUGCUUGGUUACAGGGAUGCAGAAAAGAAUUUCCACAAUAUCUCUAACAGAUGCUCCUAUACAGACCAUGCCAACAAAGAGGAAAUCGAAGAUGUCUCAGGAAUACUCCAGUGUACUGCUAACAUACUCGGUUUGAAGUUUGAGGAAAUUCAAGAAAGAUUUGGUGAGGAGUUCUUUAAUAUAUGCUUUGAUGAGAAUGAAAGAGUCCUUCGAGCUGUAGGUGGCACAUUGCAGGACUUUUUCAAUGGCUUUGAUGCUUUAUUGGAACACAUUAGAACUUCUUUUGGAAAACAGGCAACUCUGGAGUCACCAUCUUUCCUAUGCAAAGAGCUCCCUGAAGGUACUUUAAUGCUCCACUACUUCCAUCCUCACCACAUUGUGGGCUUGGCAAUGCUCGGAAUGAUUAAGGCUGCAGGAAAGAAGAUCUACUGCCUUGACUUGGAAGUGGAACAGGUUGCAAAUGAGAAGCUGGGCUCUGAGGGUUCAAACCCAGGCAAUUGUAGCUGUCUUACUUUCCUUAUCAAAGAAUGUGAAAACACUAAUGUCACAAAGAAUCUUCUACAAGGACCUUCCCAGGUUCCUACAGAUCUCAGAAUUAGCAUCAACACCUUCUGCAGAGCCUUCCCCUUCCAUCUGAUGUUUGACCCCAACAUGUCAGUCCUUCAGCUGGGUGAAGGCCUAAGGAAGCAACUCCGAUGUGACACUCACAAAGUGCUCAAGUUUGAGGACUGCUUCGAAAUUGUUUCCCCAAAGGUUAAUGCCACCUUCGAGAGGUUCCUGUUGCGGCUGUCCACCCCAUUCGUGAUUAGGACCAAGCCUGAGGCUUCUGGUACUGAAAAUAAAGACAAGGUGAUGGAGGUCAAAGGACAAAUGAUCCACGUCCCAGAGUCAGGUUCCAUCUUGUUUCUGGGCUCUCCGUGUGUGGACAAGUUGGAUGAGCUCAUGGGUCGAGGACUGCACCUCUCGGACAUUCCUAUUCAUGAUGCCACCCGGGAUGUCAUUUUGGUUGGUGAGCAGGCGAAGGCCCAAGAUGGCUUGAAGAAAAGGAUGGACAAAUUAAAGGCAACUUUAGAAAGAACUCACCAGGCCCUCGAAGAAGAGAAAAAGAAAACCGUGGAUCUUCUUUAUUCUAUUUUUCCUGGAGACGUAGCUCAGCAGUUAUGGCAAGGGCAGCAGGUGCAGGCCCGAAAGUUUGAUGAUGUCACCAUGCUCUUCUCAGACAUCGUGGGCUUCACAGCCAUCUGUGCUCAGUGUACCCCCAUGCAAGUGAUCAGCAUGCUGAACGAACUGUACACCAGGUUUGACCACCAGUGUGGAUUUUUGGAUAUCUACAAGGUGGAAACAAUAGGUGAUGCUUACUGUGUUGCAGCAGGGCUGCACAGAAAAAGCCUCUGUCAUGCAAAACCCAUUGCUCUGAUGGCCUUGAAGAUGAUGGAGCUUUCAGAAGAGGUGCUCACACCUGACGGAAGGCCAAUUCAGAUGAGGAUAGGGAUUCACUCAGGCUCUGUGCUAGCUGGAGUUGUUGGGGUGAGAAUGCCAAGAUAUUGCCUGUUUGGAAAUAAUGUCACUCUGGCAAGCAAAUUUGAAUCAGGAAGUCACCCUCGGCGCAUCAACGUCAGCCCGACCACUUACCAAUUAUUAAAGCGAGAAGAAAGUUUUACAUUCAUUCCUCGCUCCCGUGAAGAGCUUCCUGACAACUUCCCAAAGGAAAUCCCCGGAAUCUGCUACUUUCUGGAGGUAAGGACUGGUCCCAAGCCACCAAAGCCUUCGCUGUCUUCAUCGAGAAUAAAGAAGGUUUCCUACAACAUUGGCACCAUGUUCCUCCGGGAGACAAGCCUCUGAGACCUGCUACGGAUUAAAGAAGACUCCUCCCAAAAGCACAAGCCCAGAACUUGGGUCAGAACUGAAGUAGAGAGAGAGACUAUUCUCUUACAUUGCUUUGGUGAGAAUGAGCAGCGGGAUUUGUUAGGCAAUAAUCCUAGAGAAAGGGAGUGACUUAAAAAGGCUGGAGUAUGGGGAAAACAGGAUGCGUCCAUUCAUCUGAGUGCUUUGGUCUCACACACACACACACACACACACACACACACACACACACACGUGCACACUGAUUUUUACAUUAAAAGUAUAGGCACCCUGUCAAAACCAACCAAAAUAGAUUUCCUGUUUUCUCAUUCAUCACACAUGCAGAGAAUGCUCCCUAUAUAUUUAUACCACUUUUGAAAGCCAGGUUUGAUUACAUAUUCCUCUAUUUAAUGAGUUAGUAGGCAAGAAAUAUUUUCUAACUUUCAUUUUCUGAACGGACAUUUCAUAUAUACAUUGUGGCAGUGUGGUAAACUUCCCAGCGGGAAGAAUUGUAACUUAGCAAAAAUAUUUUAGGGAUAUUACCUAUUUUUAUACAUAUCUCUUACUUCUAUGUAAUUACAUUUCACACAUUAGAUUUUUGUAAAACUUGCUACUGUGUUGUGGGUAUGUUAUGUAACACUAUCGAUCUAAUGUAGUUUUCCUUAUUUAGACAGAUGAGUGCUUGGGCUGAAAUCAUGUAGAACAAAGGAUUUCAGACGCUGGGAAAGCUUUGUCCUUCAUAUGUCUUUAAACUUAAUGUACCAUGUCAUCCAGCGGAAAUGAAAUUUCCACCAUAUCUUUAACCAAGAUUAUAGUCAAGUAUUUUGCCAUCUUCUAACAACUAGUACUGCAAAUGAAAUGCAUUAACGUACGAGACCCUUUUCAGCUUAGCACUUGAAAAUACAGGAAC